AUGCUUUUAGGUUUAAAAGAUUUCUUUUUUCUCUUACUCCGUCUUUUUAGCACGUUUAAACUUUUCGUUUUUGUUUCCAGUUUCAAUCUAUUUCUGUUUAUUCCUCUCUUCCUUCUUCUGUUUCUAUCUCUCUCUCUCUCUCUUUCUCUCUCUCCCUCUCUCUCUAUUCGUUCUUUAUUCUUUUUUCCGUCUUCUCUUCCUUCUAAGGUUUCUGUCUUCCUUCUUCUGUUUCUCUCUCUCUCUCUCUCUCUUUCUCUCUCUCCCUCUCUCUCUAUUCGUUCUUUAUUCUUUUUUCCGUCUUCUCUUCCUUCUAAGGUUUCUGUCUUCCUUCUUCUGUUUCUCUCUCUCUCUCUUUCUCUCUCUCCCUCUCUCUCUAUUCGUUUCUGUCUUCCUUCUUCUGUUUCUCUCUCUCUCUCUUUCUCUCUCUCCCUCUCUCUCUAUUCGUUCUUUAUUCUUUUUUUCCGUCUUCUCUUCCUUCUAAGGUUUCUGUCUUCCUUCUUCUGUUUCUCUCUCUCUCUUUUUCUCUCUCUCCCUCUCUCUCUAUUCGUUUCUGUCUUCCUUCUUCUGUUUCUCUCUCUCUCUCUCUUCUCUCUCCUCUCUCUCUAUUCGUUCUUUAUUCUUUUUCCGUCUUCUCUUCCUUCUAAGGUUUCUGUCUUCCUUCUUCUGUUUCUCUCUCUCUCUCUUUCUCUCUCUCCCUCUCUCUCUAUUCGUUUCUGUCUUCCUUCUUCUGUUUCUCUCUCUCUCUUUCUCUCUCUCCCUCUCUCUCUAUUCGUUUCUGUCUUCCUUCUUCUGUUUCUCUCUCUCUCUCUCUUUCUCUCUCUCCCUCUCUCUCUAUUCGUUCUUUAUUCUUUUUUCCGUCUUCUCUUCCUUCUAAGGUUUCUGUCUUCCUUCUUCUGUUUCUCUCUCUCUCUCUCUCUCUCUCCCUCUCUCUCUAUUCGUUCUUUAUUCUUUUUUCCGUCUUCUCUUCCUUCUAAGGUUUCUGUCUUCCUUCUUCUGUUUCUCUCUCUCUCUCUCUCUCUUUCUCUCUCUCCCUUCUUCUGUUUCUCUCUUCCUUCCCUCUUUUGUUUCUCUCUUCCGUCUCUCUUCUGUUUCUCUCUCUCUCUUCCUCUCUUUCUUUCUUCUGUUUCUCUCUUCCCUGUUCUGUUUCUCUCUUCCUUCCCUCUUCUGUUUCUCUCGCCCUUCCUCUCUUCCUCCUUCUGUUUCUCUCUUCCUUCUCGCUUCUGUUCCUCUCUCCCUUCCUCUCUUCCUUCUUCUGUUUCUCUCUUCCUUCCUCUUUUCCUCCUUCUGUUUCUCUAUUCCUUCUCACGUCUGUUUCUCUCUUCCUUCUCUCUUCUGUUUCUCUCUUCCUUCCUUUUUCUGUUUCUCUCUUCCUCCCUCUUUUCUUUAUUUUCAUUCCUCUUUCCUCUUUUCUUUUUCCCUCUUCCUUCUUCUGUUUCUCUCUUUCUUCCCCUCUUCCUUCUUCUGUUUCUCUCUUCCUUCUCGCUUCUGUUUCUUUCUUCCUUCACUUUUCUGUUUCUCUCUCCCUUCCUCUCUUCCUUCUUCUGUUUCUCACUUCUGUUUCUUUCUUCUUUCAUCACUUCCCCUUCUGUUAUCUCUUCCUUCUCCUGUUUUUCUCCUCCUUCGACUCCUUACUCUCUCUUUUAUCUCUCUUCGUCCCUCUCUCUUUUUUUUUGUUUCUAUCUUUCUUCUUCUCCGCCUCCUUCUGUUUCUGUCUUCCUUCUUCUCUUUUUCGCUUUCUUCCUCUCUUUUUUCUUCUGGUUCUCUCUUUCCUUCUUUUACUCUAUUACUUUCUCCCCCCUGCUUCUGCUUCCCUCUUCCUUCCUCUCUUCCUUCUGUUUCUCUCUUCCUUUCGCUCUUCCAUACUUUCUCUCUUCCUUCUUCUCUUCUUCGCACCCCCCUCUUCUGUUUCUCUCUUCCAGCCUUUCUUCUGAUCCUCUCUUCCUUAAUCUGUUUCUCUUUUCCUUCUUCUCUUCAUUCUUCUUUUUCUCUCUUCCUCCUUCUGUUUCUCUCUCACUUCCUUUCUUCCUUUUUCUGUUUCUCUCUUCCUCCCCCUUUUCCUUAUUUUCAUUCAUCUUUCCUCUUUUCUUUUUCCCUCUUCCUUCCUUUCUUCCUUCUUCUCUUUCUCUCUUCCUUCGUCUCUUCCUUUUUCUGUUUCUCUCUUCCUCCCCCUUUUCCUUAUUUUCAUUCAUCUUUCCUCUUUUCUUUUUCCCUCUUCCUUCCUUUCUUCCUUCUUCUCUUUCUCUUUUCCUUCGUCUCUUCCUUUUUCUGUUUCUCUCUUCCUCCCUCUUUUCCUUAUUCCUUGUUUCUCCCUCCCUUCUUCUCUUCCUUUCUCUUUCUUUCUUCCUUUUUCUCUCUUUUCGUAGUCUUCUCUCUUCUAUCGGCUUCCUUUUUCCCGCGAUUUCUUCCGCUUUUUUAUUUUUUUAUUUUUUUUGCUUCCACCUUUUUCCUCUUUCUUCCUCUUUUUGUCUAAUUUCUUUUUUUUUUUUCACUUUCUUCUUUUUUCUCCCUACUUCUCCAUUACCCUCUCUUCCUUCAUAUUUUCUCUUCCUAUCUCUCUUUUUCUCUCUCUUCCUCUUUUUCUCUCUCUUCCUCUUUUUCUCUCUCUUCCUCUUUUUAUCUCUUCCAUCCCCAUUUUUUCUCUUUCUUAUUUACUAUGUUGCCACUUUUCCGCUUUUUUUAAUUUUCUUUCUCUCAAUUUCGCUCUUUUUUCUCAAUCUCGCCCCUUUUCACUCUUUCGCCCUCUCAUUUUCUUUCUUCUACUACUUACCCUCUUUCUUCUUCUUCUUCUCACAUUUCGCGCUUUUUCUUUUUCUUUCAAUUUUUCUAUCUUCCUUUUUUCUCUCUUGCUUUUUUCUCUCUUUCUUCUUUUUCUCACAUUUCGCGCGUUUUUAUUUUCUUUCAAUUUUUCUGUCUUCCUUUUUUUCUCUCUUGCUUUUUUUCUCUCUUGCUUUUUUCUCUCUUUCGUCUUUUUCUCACAUUUCGCGCUUUUUCUGUCUUCCUUUUUUCCCUCUUCCUUUUUUCUCUCUUCCUUUUCGUCUCUAUUGA
Messenger RNA from Acanthosepion pharaonis, 3045 nucleotides. Lineage: Eukaryota; Metazoa; Mollusca; Cephalopoda; Sepiida; Sepiidae. The record is from the annotation of a GenBank genome assembly.